Cololabis saira (Pacific saury) is the source of this 3228-nucleotide messenger RNA. RefSeq names its product SH2 domain containing 3A (gene sh2d3a). The coding region runs from base 207 to 2744 and encodes 845 amino acids. Gene Ontology annotation, biological process: positive regulation of peptidyl-serine phosphorylation; small GTPase-mediated signal transduction. The transcript has 20 exons. Lineage: Eukaryota; Metazoa; Chordata; Actinopteri; Beloniformes; Belonidae. The record is from RefSeq and is a predicted model, not a curated record. Gene Ontology annotation, molecular function: guanyl-nucleotide exchange factor activity; phosphotyrosine residue binding.
AGCGGGCUUCCACCGUUUCCACAAAAAGAAAGGGAGAUGCUAACUUCAUGACAGAAGUUACUCAGAUGAGAUCAGCUCUACGGGAAGAAGGAAAACGGAGGGAAAUAAGAAAAGAAUGUAAUGAAAGAGAUACAUUACAGAAAGAAACAGUAAAAAAAUUAAAAAACAAAAACCACAGAGGGCCACGGUAGAUCCCGUAAACAGACAUGAAUAAUCGCUCUAUCGCCUGGUGGCUGCGUCAGAUCAGCCUGCCUCAGUACACCAAGAUACUAGAAAGUGAAUUUUAUGGUUUGGAGGGUUUGCUGAAUGUAACAGAUGGAGAGCUAAAGGAUGUAGGGAUAGAGGAUGCAGCACACAGACAAACCAUCCUCACUCAGCUUUCAAGACAUCGACAGAGGCUGGACCCACACUCCGCUUCAGCUUUAACAAACAGCUUUGAAUAUGGUGAGCAGGUUGUGAAACGCAGAGUGAGACGAAAGCAUUCCCUGGGAUCAUCCAUGGAUGUGGAGAAGCCAAAGGAUCUCUUUCGUCACAGUAUUCUUCCCCGCCUCCAGCGCGCUGACAAAAAGCACCGCCUCUCUGCCUCCUGCACGCAGCUCCGCCCCCUGAAUGAGGACAACGCUGUUAACCAGGAAAGCAAACACAGCAGGAGGAAGAGUAUCAGUGCAUACUUCAGCCACCUGAAGGUGUUUGGUGGUCGGAAAGACAUGGACUCAAUGAAGAAAGAGCUGGAAGAGGAGCUGAAGCUCGGCACUGAAGAUCCGAGGAGCCAUGCGUGGUACCAUGGACCGCUCAGCCGUGAGGCUGCAGAGUCUCUUUUUGAGAGGGAUGGCGACUUCCUCGUCCGUGACUCCAGUUCUGCACCUGGUGACUAUGUUUUGAGCUGCUUUUGGAAGGACGGUCCCUUGCACUUCAAGAUAAUACGAGUUGUACUUCGUCCCAAAAAGGGAUACUCUCGGGAGCUGUUCCAGUUUGAGGAAGAUCGCUUUGACAACGUUCCCGCUCUGAUCCGAUUCUAUGUGGGCGGACGUCGCCCCAUCUCCGCGGCUUCGGGUGCUAUUAUCUUUCAUCCAAUCAACCGGACCCUCCCUUUGCGUGUCAUCACUGAACGGGAUGCAGAGCUCAAAAGUAGCAGCAGCAGGCCGGGGACCGGAGAAAACCACAAGGAGCACAGCAAGAGACGGAGCUUCAGCUCCGCACACAACGACACACUGCAGAUCAUCAAUCCACUGUUAAGGAGUGGAAGUCAGCCGGCAAACUUGGAGAAUGUUGGGCGGAGGCCUUCACUUCAGUCUGCACAAUCUGAUAGCAACCUAAGAACAGGCGUUCCGCAGAGCACUCAGCUGGACGACACGGGCCCCGAGCCCAUCUCCCCAGUGUUUCGUACCGGCAGUGAACCCCUGCUAAGCCCUCGACCACGUCACACACGGCCCUCCCAUCCAGGUGGUGGUGUAACUUUGCGAGGCUCAGAUGGGCAGCUACACCCCAGAGCUCCUCCUAAACCUCUCAGAGUCUCUGCCAUUUUCCCCAACUCUGUUCUUCCCCCACCCAGAGAUCGGGCUGUAGACCCUUCCUCCUUCUAUGAUGAAUUGGUUGUACAGGUGCCACAGUCGAGGCGGAAGGGUCAUGUGGACCGACUGCGGGCAGAGGAGAAGUGGCAGAGCCGCGCACGCCUCACAGAGACUUCCUUUGGGUUGUUGGAGGAUCAGGAGAACGUAGAACCAUCACAGCUGCCGCCUGACAAAGAGCUUCAGAGGAAGGCAGCAGAGGAAGCGGAGGACUGGAAUUUUGAAAGGCCACAUAUGGAGACAGAAUCCUGUUUCCAGUUGGACCAGUUUGAUUCGCUGCUGUUGCCGGAGAACAAUCGACCUUUGGAGCCCAGCGUCCUGCUCGUGGUCAAGGAGCUCUUCAACCGUUCGGAUGCCAACACCACGGCUUUGCACAUGCUCAGUGUUGACUGCCAGGUGGCACGUAUCGUUGGGGUGACUGAUGAGCUGAGGAGGGUUAUGGGAGUAGAUUCUGGGCUGGAACUCAUCACUCUGCCACAUGGACAUCAGCUACGACAGGAUUUGUUACAGAGGCAUCAUGUAAUAUCACUGGGAGUUGCUGUAGACAUCCUGGGCUGCACAGGGACUGUGAACCAGAGAGCAACUGUUUUACACAAAGUAAUCUUGUUGGCUCAAGCCCUGAAAGAUCACGUCCACAACCUUUACUCCUUCUCGGCUGUGAUGAAAGCUCUGGAGAUGCCUCAGAUACAGCGCCUGGAAAUGACAUGGCGAGCACUGAGGAGGAGCCAUACAGAGAGUGCAGUUUUAUUUGAGAAGAAGCUCAAACCCUUCAUGAGGUUGCUGAAUGAGGGAGAUGAUUCUGUUGUCCAGGGAAGUGUCGCCGUGCCGCAUCUUAUUCCUCUGCUGAUGCUGAUGGAAGGUGAGGACCCGGUGGAGGACAGCGAGAAGGGCUGUCAGCUGCUCUACGACGUCCUCCAGGCAGCUCGCAGUGCUGCCUUGCGCGCCCAAGAUUAUAAGCAGCAUGCACACUCUUUGCUCAUAGCAGGCUGGCAGCCAGUUCCUGAGCUACUGGAGGCUUUCCGGACAGAGUUUGCCCUGCGGCUACUUUGGGGUCAGCAGGGGGCACUCGUGGACAGAAAGGAGCGAUACGAGAAGUUUGACAAGAUUCUGUGUGUGCUCUCAGAUAAAUUGGAGCCGGUGGAGCUCACGCCACAGCAAGCAGACCCUUUAUCCUGAGCCUGUUUUCCAGGUGGAAACUGACAUUAGCACUUUCCUCUCUUCAGGAAAAUAUAAAGCAAAGACAAGUGUUUCAGCUGAGCCUCUGCAUAUUUAGCGAAGAAAGAGAUCUCAGUCAUGAGCUCAAACAGAUGGAGGUAAAGUACAUUUGUCCUUAUUGAAAUACUGUACCGUAUGUUGAGCGUGUCAAGGAUCAGUGUAACUUAUAAAGACUAUUUUUAACUGGAAUGGGUGGACAAACCUUUACUGUGAAAAGGCUUUGGAUUCAUUUUCCUUUUACAGGAAAUUUGAAACUGUUUACAAAUCAUUUGUAAAGAUCACUGUUUGUUCAAUCCAAACCACUUUUUUUUAUACUUGAGAUUUCAACAGACCAUCAUGUACAUCAUUCACACUUGGCUUUAAGUCUAAGAAAGAGACCCGUUUGGAAAUGUGUUUUUAUUUCCGUUUUUGCAAUACAUUAAAAAAAAAGAAGUACUUUUGUCAA